UUUUGAAAAUAUUAUCUUAAAUUAUGUAAUUUUGAUUUUUAUAUAACAGAAAAAUAAAUAAAACAUAAGAAGUUUCCAUAUUCAAACAGGACGUAAUUUUGAAGCAGAUUUGGCGUCAAAAUAACGCCGUGACAAACCAUAAAAAGCCUUCUCGAAAUUCGAAGUUUCCAUAGCCCACGAACCUUGUAGUAGUUUCUCUCACUCUUUUCUGUUGCUUCUUCAAAGCAUAAAAUGCCUGAAGAUUUCCACUUAGAGCGCCCUCUGUUCGGCGGUGCCUUAGCUAGCACCUUCCCUCAAAGGUUCCAGGACGUGAGUAAUAUUCGAGAAGUUCCAGAUCAUCAGGAGGUGUUUGUGGAUCCUUCCCGGGAUGAAAGUUUGAUCUUUGAGAUAUUAGAAUUGAAGGAAGAAGUUGGUGAUGAUGGAAGUGCUUCAUGGUUUCUUCAAGACCUUGCCUCUGAACAAGAAGCUGAAGGCUGCGUGGUGAUUGAACAGUCAGCAGUGACUGAGGCCCCUGGACUGUGCUAUAGGAGCACACCUGCUGUCAUUACAACUGCAGUAGGCCAAAUGGCUAUCUCUAAGGGACGGCAAGGUAGGGAAGCACAAAAUGUUGUGAGGGUAUAUAUUGCAAAUGUUCGUCUUAAAGAAGUUAACACGGAUAUCCUAAUUUCUGCAUAUGAGCCGAUUCGUAUAAAUCCAUUGAGUGAAAGUGCUACCGCCGUCGGGGCUGGUGCUGCCACUCCUGCCGAGCUUUCUGGAUGUACGCCAAUGGUUGAGGUCUUCAAACUUGCUCUCUCAACGUUUAAAGUCAACAACUGGGGCCUUUUUGGAAGUGUAUAGAUGAGUCAUAGGGCCAUGUAUAGAUUAUACAUGAAUAGGUUGUUUUAGAUUUAAUGAUUAUUUUUUGUUCAGAAAGAUUGUUGCCAGUCACCAAACUUAGUUUCUGUUGUCAUCUUCCAUUUUCUUUGAAUGUUGAACUGAAUGGCUUCUUGGUUUGGUGACUUUGGUCUCAGUCCUUUUUGUAGAGUUUGAAUUGUUAAAAUUACUUUCUGAUCAUCUCCCUCUCUCCGCUGUAGAUGUUACUGCAUGUGUUCAGUUUUACACAAUAAAAAUUAACCUCAUGGUACGGCUUUGUAAA
Molecule: messenger RNA, 1135 nt
Organism: Cannabis sativa
Lineage: Eukaryota; Viridiplantae; Streptophyta; Magnoliopsida; Rosales; Cannabaceae
Exons: 8
Coding region: 232-837 (201 amino acids)
Biological process (GO): protein import into nucleus
Cellular component (GO): nucleus
Molecular function (GO): small GTPase binding; guanyl-nucleotide exchange factor activity
Source: RefSeq, a predicted model, not a curated record